Messenger RNA from Oryza brachyantha (malo sina), 2137 nucleotides. RefSeq names its product BRCA1-associated RING domain protein 1-like. Gene Ontology annotation, biological process: double-strand break repair via homologous recombination; positive regulation of transcription by RNA polymerase II; negative regulation of fatty acid biosynthetic process. Gene Ontology annotation, cellular component: BRCA1-A complex; BRCA1-BARD1 complex; plasma membrane. The transcript is spliced from 14 exons. The record is from RefSeq and is a predicted model, not a curated record. Gene Ontology annotation, molecular function: ubiquitin-protein transferase activity; metal ion binding. NCBI's taxonomy places the organism in Eukaryota, Viridiplantae, Streptophyta, Magnoliopsida, Poales, Poaceae. Bases 101 to 1993 code for a protein of 630 amino acids.
CUCCGCCACAAGGCUACGCUCUGCAAUCCUUCGAGAAGAGUGGUAAGAGGCAGCGAGGAGAGAGGAUCGUGUUCGUGUGGUGUGUUCGUGGCGGCCAGGGAUGGAGAGCUUGAGGAGGUUCCUGAACCCGCUGGUGCUCAACCUGCAGAAGAUGGAGCUGGAACUCACCUGCCCCGUCUGUCUGAAGUUGCUCAGCGCGCCUACCAUGCUGCCAUGUUACCACACUUCCUGCAGCAAGUGUGCUACUACACGGACCAUGAAUGGUUACAGCUGCGCCAUUUGCAAAUCAGCCUAUCGUUCUCAAGACCUAAAGCCUGCCUCUCACCUCGAGGCAAUAGUGAACAUCCACAGGAGCCUAAGCUCUACUGUCAGCAGCAUGGUCACGCAGCAGGAGGUUCAAGCUGAUAUUCCUGUUGCAAAGACAUCAUUCCAAGGAACACCAGAAUCGGGAAACAAAAAUGGAGCGGAAAAGGCUGACCAGAUGAACUCCUACAAUCCGAUUGGUUCUAAGCUGGCAUACAACCAGUCAACCGAGUCAACCAGGCCUGCAUAUGGAAAUGUGGAUUUCGCGAAAGAAAGGAAUCCUGCAAUGGAAACCAGAGGUGCUGAUGUGACUGCUAUGCCCACAAUUCUUAUGCAUAAGGGACCCUGCGGAUCUCAAUCUUCUGAUGGUCCUAGGGAUCUGGAUUGUGACAGCAAUGACCUUGAAGGAGAGCUGAUAACGAGCAGAUCAUCUCCUCAAAGUGUCCUGAAAAGAGAUCCAAAUGUAGUGAAUGAUGAUAAUAGAGAGUUGAAGAGGCAAAAGUCCACUGAUCAGGAUGACAGACCACCAGCCAUUCCUGGUGCUUGGAAAUGUGAAUUUUGUCACUCUUCCAAAACCACUGAGAGUACUGGACCUUUGUCGCAUUAUCUGCAUGGUGAGCCAUUAGAGGAUAGCCAAGCGUGGAAAUCAAAUGUUCUUCAUGUUCAUGAAAAAUGCAUUGAAUGGGCUCCUCAAGCAUUCUUUACUGGUGACAUUGCAAAUAACUUGGAGCCCGAGUUGGCCCGUGCUUCUAAGAUCAAAUGCAGUGUUUGCGGACUAAAAGGUGCAGCCCUUGGCUGCCUUGUCAAGAGCUGCCGGAAGAGCUUCCAUGUCCCUUGUGCCCAUGGGAUCCCAGGCUGCCGAUGGGAUGAAGAAAACUUUGUUAUGCUGUGUCCUUCUCAUUCCUCAAAGAAGUUGCCAUGUGAGAGAUCAAAGUCAAAAACUAAGAUCAGGCUACAGCGAUCAUCUUCUGAUACGGUGCUUGAUGACCUGAACUCACCAUCUCCAAUCCAAAUGGAUGGACUUUGGACUGCCUCGCCUUUUCUCACUAGUCAAUGGGUGAUAUGUGGAUCCGCUCUCUCUAGUCAGGAGAAGGAAAUCUUGGACCAGUUUGAGCACCAAACUGGCAUCACAGUAACUAACAGCUGGAGGUCGAAUGUGACUCAUGUAAUUGCUAAUACAGAUGAACGCGGGGCAUGUGCCAGGACACUCAAGGUUCUCAUGGCCAUACUAGCUGGGAAAUGGGUUCUGAAUAUAAACUGGCUGAAAGCUUGUAUGGAGGCUAGAGAACCAGUCCCAGAAGAGCCCUAUGAGAUCAAUUCCGAUGUUCAUGGCUCCUUUGAUGGCCCUCGCAUGGGAAGACUACGGAUGAUGCAAAAUGCACCACAUCUGUUUGCAGGACUGACUUUUUACUUCAGUGGCCAUUUCAUGCCAAAUUACAAGGUUCACCUUGAAGAUUUGAUCACCGCAGCUGGGGGAUCGAUCUUGGACAAGGCUGAUAUCUCUACCACAUCCGUGAUAUUGUACAGCAUGGAGCCGCCACAAGGAAGUAAUCCAGAUACACUUAACGAGGUUAUCAGAAAGAGAAAGGCCGAGGCUGAAGAAUUGGCGUCAACAGUUGGCUGCAGGGCUGUUCCUCAUACAUGUGUUCUGGAUUCUAUUGCAUCAUGCACCGUUCAAUUGGCCAUGUGAGCUGUAUCUUAGGUUAGAAGUUACUAGGAUUAAUAUUUUCUCUCUUUUUUUUCAUUUUUUUGGGUGGGGGAAGGGAUCUUCUCGAUUGAAAAUAUCUUCCAGAUGUAGCUGUAACGUGAACAAGCAAUUUAAUUCAAAUAAUCU